Hepatospora eriocheir is the source of this 366-nucleotide messenger RNA. The record is from the annotation of a GenBank genome assembly. Lineage: Eukaryota; Fungi; Microsporidia; Hepatosporidae.
AUGAUAGAACAAGCUAAAAAUACAAAUUUCCAACUAAGAAGAAGUGAUAGUUUUAAUUCAAAUGUAGACAUAAAUAAGUAUAAUAAAAGCUGGGCUGAAGUUUUAUCGAACAUGAAUCGUUAUAAAAUUAUUGAUAUAAGAGACCCUGUUAACUAUCAAAUGUAUCGAGUAAAGGGAUCUCUUAAUUUAAGAUCAUUAGAAGAAAUUAAACAGAAAAAUAUAAAUGGUCCUCUUAUAAUUAGCUGUUAUAAAGGUAGGAGUAGUCCAAGUUUUGCUUUACGUCUAAGAGAGGAAGGUUAUGAAGCUUAUUCUGUUAAGAAAGGAAUUGAAGGAUUCAAAGAAGAAACAAAUUUUAAAAUAAUCUAA